CAGAUAUUGGACAUGGACCAUACGACUAUACCGAGAGAGGCGUUCGAAAUCUACCUGACAGGAGGCAGAGCGUUGACGUUCGGUUUGAAGACGUUCAAUGCGGCAUUGCCAGCUCUCAACUUGAUCUACAUCAACGGCACCGAAGAGGUGCGCAUGGAGAAGAAGUCCUUUUAUUAUAUCAACUCUUCUAGUCUGCACAUUCAAAUACAGAACUGUGAUCAACUCAAGGUUAUGUCUGGAGCUUUCGAAUCCGCUUCGAGUUCCAUAUCGACCGAAAUAGUUAAUAUUAGUUACGUGACAAUAGAAGGAUGUGCCUUCAGCAAACUGUACAACAGCACAUUCAAGAAUGUUAGGGUACUGUACCUCUACGAACGAUCGUUUGAUUUCAAAAAUCAAGGAACGUAUGGCAGACACGGACCAAUUACCUUAAUUUCAUUCGUAAACGUCAACAUCCCGACCAUCCCCCACGAAACGUUCCACACAUCUUUAGGAGGGCUGACUUUCGAUAACUGCCGCAUCAACAGCAUCUACCCUGAGGCGUUCAAAGCUACUCAAAUCUCGUUCGUGCUUUUCUCAAACAGCCAUAUUGAAGAGGUGCAAGAGAGGGCCUUCACCGACAAUACUCUCGUACUGGACUUCCGGAUAAUCAAGUGUAACAUCACCAGACUCCAUUCAAAAGCUAUAAUCGCUGCGGUACAGAAUUUUGCUGUGAACUACUCUGUCAUCACAGAAAUCCAACCGAACGCCGUCAACCCAAAAGCGACAGCUCGAGCGGAAAUAAUAGGCAACCAGAUAGUCGACUUGAAGCAGACAGGCUUCGUCUUCACCAACUGGAAUCGCAUAACGUUCGACGACAACAUCGUCAAACAGCUGGAGUCGAAAUUCGUCGACCUUUCUGUAGACGAGGAAUCCAAGUCGCUGAUCGAACUAUUUUCUUUUAAAGGAAACGAAAUCUACAACUUAGACGAUGGAGCUUUAAACUUCCUAAAUCAAGUUGAAGAAAAAUCGUUAGUCUUCGAAGACAACUUCUUCAACAUUUCUUGUGACUGUAACAUAGAGCAAUGGGUCGAGCAGAUCACUAACGAGAGCGCCAAAGUGAAACUAGUAAUCGAUACUAGUUUCUGCACCGUCAACGAAUUUUUAUCUGUCUGUUUUUCGCUUCCGGUAGGUAUCAUUAACAUAAAAAACUUCACAGAAAAGACAUGCAUCAAUUUUACGGUAUGCGAACCAUAUGAAGGCGAAACUCGAACUGUAGACACCACAAGUAGAAUAUUCAUACAAGAAGACGAAUCGGUUAAACAAAAUUGGCUAAUUUUUAUAAUAACUAUCGUGGGCUUAUUCAUAGUUGCUAUCGUUGCUACUUUUAUAGUCCUUCUGAUCCGAGGAAGUAGAUGGUUGAAAGAGAAAGGCUACUUCAGAAACAAUAUGCAUCAGUACAACAACAACGAUCUCAGUAACGAGGAGGAAGGAACUAUAGUAACUGUGGAUGAAAAUGAAGGUGAAAAAUUAGAAAUUCCGGAGGAACUAACGCUGGAGUUCCUCCAGAUGUUAGCCCAGAGACUUGACGAUCCAAAUACAAACCAAGAGGCCUCAGAGAUGAUAGAACGACUUUACGAAAUGUUCAUAGUAGACGAAAGUUACGAUAACAACAGGCAAGAGGAAGAAGCUCAUUUAUACGAAGAGUUGGGAAAUUUGAAUUUGCAGAUUCCUCCACCACCUUAUGAGGAACCAGACGAAACCCAUAAUGGGCCUAGAAGCAUACUGAAACUUAUGGAGGAUAAGUUCAAUCAACAGAUGGAUCCAAACAGUUCAAAAACAGCUUUAGUGAGUGACUAUUCUGAGCCUACUGACGCUGCGGUUCAUCUCUAUUCAGAAUUGAAGAACAAAAGUGAAAAGAUGGAAAACGGAGGAGUGAUCCCCAAUGAUAAGGUGAAAACGUCAACAGAGAAAAGCGUUUCUAUUUUUGAUAUGCCUGGGCCAUCAAAUAAGCUGUGAACUAUGAAACAGAUGACACUUGAAAUAUGUAAAGCAAUUAUUGAAUUUUUUAAACUGAUCCAGGUAAUUUUGAAAUAAUCAAUAAUUUAAAAAUCUGAAGAAAUAACUCCGCUAGUUUGACGAUCCAACUAAAAACCAAGAGGCCUCAGAGAUGAUAGAACGACUUUACGAAAUGUUCAUACAGAAAUAACUCAGCUAGUUUGACGAUCCAAAUAAAAACCAAGAGGCCUCAGAGAUUAUAGAACGACUUUAUGAAAUGUUCAUAAAGAAAUAACUCAGCUAGUUUGACGAUCCAAAUAAAAACCAAGAGGCCUCAGAGAUGAUAGAAAGACUUUGCGAAGUGUUCAUAAAGAAAUAACUCGGCUAGUUUGACGAUCCAAAUAAAAACCUAUAGGCCUCAGAGCUGAUAGAACGACUUUACGAAAUGUUCAUAAAGAAAUAACUCAGCUAGUUUGUCGAUCUAAAUACAAACCAAGAGGCCUCAGAGAUGAUAGAACGACUUUACGAAAUGUUCAUAAAGAAAUAACUCAGCUAGUUUGACGAUCUAAAUAAAAACCAAGAGGCCUCAGAGAUGAUAGAACGACUUUACGAAAAGUUCAUAAAGAAAUAACUCAGCUAGUUUGACGAUCCAAAUAAAAACCAAGAGGCCUCAGAGAUGAUAGAACGACUUUACGAAAUGUUCAUAAAGAAAUAACUCAGCUAGUUUGACGAUUCAAAUAAAAACCAAGAGGCCUCACAGAUGAUAGACCGACUUUACGAAAUGUUCAUAAAGAAAUAACUCAUCUAGUUUGACGAUCCAAAUAAAAACCAAGAUCCCUCAGAGAUGAUAGAAUGACUUUACGAAAUGUUCAUAAAGAAAUAACUCAGCUAGUUUGACGAUCCAAAUAAAAACCAAGAGGCCUCAGAGAUGAUAGAACGACUUUACGAAAUGUUCAUAAAGAAAUAACUCAGCUAGCUUGACGAUCAAAAUAAAAACCAAGAGGCCUCAGAGAUGAUAGAACGAUUUUACGAAAUGUUCAUAAAGAAAUAACUCAGCUAGUUUGACGAUCCAAAUACAAACCAAGAGGCCUCGGAGAUGAUAGAACGACUUUACGAAAUGUUCAUAAAGAAAUAACUCAGCUAGUUUGACGAUCCAAAUAAAAACCAAGAGGCCUCAGAGAUGAUAGAACGACUUUACGAAAUGUUCAUAAAGAAAUAACUCAGCUAGUUUGACGAUCCAAAUAAAAACCAAGGGGCCUCAGAGAUGGUAGAACGACUUUACGAAAUGUUCAUAAAGAAAUAACUCGGCUAGUUUGAAGAUUCAAAUAAAAACCAAGAGGCAUCAGAGAUGAUAGAACGACUUUACGAAAUGUUUAUAAAGAAAUAACUCGGCUAGUUUGACGAUCCAAAUAAAAACCAAGAGGCCUCAGAGAUGAUAGAACGACUUUACAAAAUGUUUAUAAAGAAAUAACUCAGCUAGUUUGACGAUCCAAAUAAAAACCAAGAGGCCUCAGAGAUGAUAGAACGACUUUACGAAAUGUUCAUAAAGAAAUAACUAAGCUAGUUUGAUGAUCCAAAUAAAAACCAAGAGGCCUCAGAGAUGAUAGAACGACUUUACGAAAUGUUCAUAAAGAAAUAACUCCGCUAGUUUGAUGAUCCAAAUAAAAACCAAGAGGCCUCAGAGAUGAUAGAACGACUUUACGAAAUGUGUAUAAAGAAAUAACUCAGCUAGUUUGAAGAUUCAAAUAAAAACCAAGAGGCCUCAGAGAUGAUAGAACGACUUUACGAAAUGUUCAUAAAGAUAUAACUCAGCUAGUUUGAGGAUCCAGGCAAUUUGAACUUUGUACAGAAACUGCUGUAUAUCUAAAAACUUCAUUUUCUGAAGAACUGAGUUUUCUUUAGAAAUAUUGUGGAACUUCAAAUGUCCACAAUAAUAAUAGUUUUGAAAAUUGUUCAAAAUUAAAUAGUGAAGAGAAGAUAGUGAGGUAGGUUUGUACAAUUUUAGUGUUUACACCAAUGCUUUACAGUGCAAAAAACAUUUUUUAUAAAAUUCUUCUAAAGUGCACUAUUGUAUAGAAAGGCAUUAUUAGAAAGAUAUGUGCCAUUUUGAAAAAAGUCCUUGCUAAUAAAUCCUACACUGUUAAUAAUAAUUUCAGCGUAUUCAUAGAUCAUUGAUCGGAUUAUUGAUUCAUGCUAUCACUAGUUUAUUUCACAAUUUCUAAUGGUAAUAUCAAGUAUACUCAUUUUAUAUUGUAUUAUAACAUUACUCAUUACUUUCAACGAGUGAUAAUGCUUGUGAUCAUUUUCAUUUUAUUUUAAUUACGACCAUUAGGUUGAAAAAAUUUGCUAUCGCUUGAACAUUUUAUAACUCUAAGUACACAGUUUGGAAAUGAGUAUUGUCCAUUCCUUAUCUUUGAAGAAUGGAAAUAAAUAAUUUUCCACUUCCUCCAAGUAGGACUAUGUAUACUUAUAGACUAUAUUUAUAAUUUUAAGUCGCAAGGUAUUUCUUGCCUUACUGUGAUAAUGUACAGAUUCGAUACCGAAAAGAAUUUAUACUACCUGUAUAUUUUGUAUUAAUC
Acanthoscelides obtectus is the source of this 4553-nucleotide messenger RNA. Lineage: Eukaryota; Metazoa; Arthropoda; Insecta; Coleoptera; Chrysomelidae. The record is from the annotation of a GenBank genome assembly.